AUGUUCGGUAUACUGGUUCUGAAUUUGUCGGCGGCGGUAUUGUUGUUUUACCGCUUUGGUUGUAACGGUCAGACGGCCGAAGUCGGCUCGCUGACGUCCCAGAUCGGCGGUUACGCGGUAUUCGAAUGCCCAGCAGUACCUCAACCGCGGUACGACCACGACGGCGGCCUUCGCCGUCUUGUAGCCGUACGUUGGACAAAAGAUGGGCAGACGGUAUUUACGUGUUCAGGGGGUACGUUAACCACCGAUGAACGGUACGACGGACGGACUACCGUGGUAGAACCACCAGAAUUCAGCGAUGUAGUCUCCAUUGCAAUUAACGUUUCUAGUCUUCGCGAAUCAGACACAGGUGACUACGAGUGUCAUGUAACUUACAGUGGCGAUGCAGGUCCGCUGCAGCCGUCUUCAUCACGACCCCCUUUACCGACACUGUCAUUACCCCAGUCGAGCACAGACUCGACGAUGAAUGCUGUCGACAACGACAUGGAUGGUACAGCAGGCGUAAGGUUCAGACUCGAUGUGCAAGGUGAGGCUUAA
Molecule: messenger RNA, 537 nt
Organism: Macrosiphum euphorbiae (potato aphid)
Lineage: Eukaryota; Metazoa; Arthropoda; Insecta; Hemiptera; Aphididae
Source: the annotation of a GenBank genome assembly